UUUCUUUCAACUAAAAAAAUGUCUUGGGUGGAUCGAUUAAACGAUUAUGUUGCUCACUCCCGAGCAGGAAAGUACUUUCAAUUAGAAAAUUCCGGUCAUCGUAGAGAGCGUAAGGGUACAAAGUUUUCUACAGAACUUCGUGCCGGUCUCACUAUUUUUUUUGCCAUGGCCUACAUUAUUUCUGUAAAUGCCUCUAUUAUUUCAGAGAGUGGUGGUCCUUGUGUCUGUAAUGGCACACCUACUGAUCCUACUUGUGACUUAGACGCCGAAUACAUGGCAUGCGUCUAUGAAGUUAAACUUGACAUGAUUAUGGCUACUUCCAUUUGUGCAAUGAUCUCUUCUAUCUUAAUUGGUGUCUUUGCUAACCUUCCUCUUGGUAUGGCCCCAGGUAUGGGUUUGAAUGCUUAUUUUACGUACACUAUUGUUGGUUAUCAUGGUUCAGGUCAAGUCUCUUAUGAAACCGCCUUGGCUGCUGUAUUUAUGGAAGGUGUCAUCUUUUUCAUCUUGUCCAUGUUUGGUAUUCGUCAAUGGCUUGCUCGUGUGAUUCCUAUGAGUAUUAAAGUUGCAAUGGGUUGUGGUAUCGGUCUUUACCUUUGCUUCAUUGGGCUUCAAUCUUCUGCCGGUAUUGGUUUAGUUCGAUUGGAUUAUUCGACGCUAGUCACAUUAGGUGGCUGUCCAACGGAAGCUUUGGAUGAACAUGGCAACUGUCUCUAUGGCCAUAUGACCUCUCCCACCGUUUAUAUGGGUCUUUUGGGUUUGAUGGUCAUGUCACUUUUGCUUAUGUUCCGUGUUCGUGGUGCAAUUUUAAUUGCUAUUAUUGCUAUAGCUAUUACUUCUUGGCCUCGUAAUAGCCCAAUCACCUAUUUCCCUCAUACCGCCACUGGUGAUAAUAUGUUUGACUAUUUCAAAAAAGUGGUGACAGUGCAUAAAAUGCAACAUGUACUUGGAAGAUUUAAUUUCGACUUUAGUACAAAAGAAAUCUGGAUCGCACUCAUCACCUUUCUGUAUGUCGACAUUUUAGAUACCACAGGUACAAUGUAUUCAAUGGCACGUUAUGGUGGAUUUACUGAUAAGGCUGGUGAUUUUGAACACUCCACCAAGGCUUUUUUGGCUGAUGCCUGUUGUGUUUCGAUCGGCUCUUGUUUCGGUAGUUCCUCUUGUACUGCAUUUGUUGAAUCGGGUGCAGGUAUCGCAGAAGGUGGAAGAACAGGUAUUACGGCUAUCACUGUUGCAUUUGGUUUCUUCCUCUCCAUUUUCUUCUCUCCCAUUUUUGCAAGUUUCCCUCCUUGGGCAACAGGUCCUGCAUUGAUUAUUGUUGGCUCUAUGAUGACUUCAAGUGUACGUAAUAUCAAUUGGGAUUAUCCUGGUGAUGCUAUUCCUUCCUUCAUCACUAUGGCUGUGAUGCCAUUCACUUAUUCUAUCGCCUAUGGUGUUAUCGGUGGUAUUUUUGCCUACAUUAUCAUUAAUGGAGUGGUUUUGAUUAUCGAUAAAGCUUCUGGUGGACGUAUCCAUCCUGAUUACUCUCAACGUGAAGACUGGUGGACAGCUGUCAUGGGUCGCUCUUUCUUACCCUUGUGGAUUCGUUUCUUAAUUGCAAAAUCACGUGGUCAAGAAUUUGACUGGCAUCAAGAUGAAUUUGAUGAUGACCCCGUUGACGAAGCUGAGCGUUAUACCUCCGAUGAUCAUAGCCAUACUGUCGUAUCAGAUAUUCAUGAAACUCCAUCGACUACUGGUAUAGAGGAUCUCCGUAGAAAUGAAAAACAUUAGAAUUUGUAACUAUUCCCUCCCCCUUCCCUCCUCUCAUCUGUAUAUCAACUCAAUAUUUUUUUUUUUUUUUUUUUUUUUGAAAAUUAAUCCCCGGGGACUUGCAUUAAAAAUUAAAUAAAAUCUUUUCCUUUUUUUUUUCCUUUUA
This is a messenger RNA of Mucor mucedo, 1912 nucleotides long. RefSeq names its product permease family-domain-containing protein. Lineage: Eukaryota; Fungi; Mucoromycota; Mucoromycetes; Mucorales; Mucoraceae. Gene Ontology annotation, molecular function: purine nucleobase transmembrane transporter activity. Gene Ontology annotation, cellular component: plasma membrane. The record is from RefSeq and is a predicted model, not a curated record. Gene Ontology annotation, biological process: transmembrane transport. The coding region runs from base 19 to 1767 and encodes 582 amino acids. The transcript has 3 exons.